This is a messenger RNA of Triticum turgidum subsp. durum (durum wheat), 2274 nucleotides long. Lineage: Eukaryota; Viridiplantae; Streptophyta; Magnoliopsida; Poales; Poaceae. The record is from the annotation of a GenBank genome assembly.
AUGCUUCUUACCUUGAUCGCCGUGCUCGCUUCGGCGUGGCCCGCGGCGGCAGCGGCAUCGCAACCACCGAGCGGAACAUGCCAGCGGCGGUGCGGCGACGUGGACAUCCCGUACCCGUUCGGCAUCGCCCGCGGGUGCUACCUCUACACGGGCGAGAACGACGUGACCUUCGGCCUCACCUGCAACCUCACCGCCGACGGCACCUACAGGCCCUUCUGCUUCGAGGUCGAGGUCCUGGGCGUGUCCGUGGCCCGCGGGCAGGCGCGCGUCCGCAACGAGAUCAACCCGUGGUGCUACAACGCCACGUCCCGGUCCAUGGACGGGGGGAGCAGCAUGUGGACGGACUUCUCCGACUCGUCCUUCAUGCUGUCCGACGAGGACAACCGGUUCACCGUGGUCGGGUGCAACUCGCUCGCCUACGUGAGCUCCAAGGACGCGUCCCAGUUCGCGACGGGCUCCACGUACAUGACCGGGUGCAUGGCCACGUGCCCGGGCGCCGGCCGGCUGGAGAACGGCUCCUGCUCCGGCAUGGGCUGCUGCCAGGCGGCCAUCCCCAGGGGGAUCAACUCGUACGACGUGGUGUUUGAGGAGAAGUUCAACACCACCGCGAUCGCUAACUUCAGCCGGUGCAGCUACGCGGUCCUGGUCGAGGCGGCGUGGUUCGACUUCCGCACCACCUACGUCACCGCCGGCGACUUCAUGGCGUCCACCGGCGGGAAGGUUCCGCUGGUGCUCGACUGGGUGGUAGGGAAGGUGACGUGCCGGGAGGCGAUGCGGAACACCACGGCCUACGCCUGCGUCAGCAGCAGCAGCGUGUGCGUGGAUUCGAGGAACGGCCCGGGAUAUCUCUGCAACUGCUCUCGUGGGUACCAAGGCAACCCAUACAUGCAAGGCGGCUGCCGAGAUAUUGACGAGUGCGGCGAUGGUGGAAUCAGUUACCCGUGCUCUGCUCCUGGUACCUGCAUCAACACCCCGGGAGGAUUCAGGUGCGCUUGCCCUGACAAGACAACAGGCAACGCUUAUACUGGCACAUGCGAGGCCAAGAAAUCUCAACUUGGAGCGCACAUUGCAAUUGGUGUUAGCAUCAGCGUAGUUGUACUGGUAAUUAGCAUGUCCUGCGCCUACCUGAUCCACGAAAGGAGGAGCCUCGCCACCGUAAAGCGGAGGUACUUCAAGCAGCACGGAGGCCUCAUGCUGUUCGAGGAGAUGAAGUCAAAGCAAGGAGUGUCCUUCACGCUGUUCACCAAGGAGGAGCUAGAGGAGGCAACCGGCAGAUUCGACGAGCGAAAUGUGAUCGGGAAGGGAGGCAACGGCACUGUCUACAAGGGCACCCUCAAGGACAGCCGAACAGUGGCCAUAAAGCGGUGCAAGCUCAUCAACGACCGGCAGAAGAAGGAGUUCGGGAAGGAGAUGCUCAUCCUGUCCCAGAUCAACCACCGGAACGUCGUCAGGCUCUACGGCUGCUGCCUCGAGGUGGAGGUCCCCAUGCUCGUCUACGAGUUCGUCCCCAACGGCACCCUGUACCAGCUCAUCCACCGCCACGGAGCGCGCGCCCCCCUGCCCCUGGCGACGCGCCUCAAGAUCGCGCACGAGGGCGCCGAGGCGCUCGCGUACCUGCACUCCUGGGCCUCGCCGCCGAUCAUCCACGGCGACGUCAAGUCGCCCAACAUGCUCAUCGACGACGGCCACACCGUCAAGGUCUCCGACUUCGGGGCCUCCACGCUGGCCCCGACGGACGAGGCCCAGUUCGUGACGUUUGUCCAGGGCACCUGCGGCUACCUCGACCCGGAGUACAUGCAGACCUGCAAGCUGACGGACAAGAGCGACGUGUACAGCUUCGGCGUCGUCCUCCUGGAGCUGCUCACCCGGAGGAAGGCGCUCAACCUUCAGGCCGCCGAGGGCGAGGAGAAGAACCUCUCGUCGCACUUCCUUCUCGCCGCGAGCGCGAGCAAGCUGGACGAGAUAGUGGACGCCCAGAUCGUGGACGAGCAGAGCAUCGAGGUGAUUGAGCAGGUGGCAGAGAUAGCAAAGCAGUGCCUGGAGAUGGGCAGCGAGAGGAGACCCUCCAUGCGCGAGGUUGCAGAAGAGCUUGGCGGGCUAAGGAGGCGUCUGCUUGCGCAGCAUCCGUGGGGCCAAAAGAGUUCCGAGGAGACGGAAGCCUUGCUUGCUGUUGGGUCGCCACCGCCAGCAAGCAAUUGCUCCGAGAUUGAGCUUAGCAAUGCAUAUGUCAGCCUGGACGAUUCUGCGUAUCUGGGAGUGCAAUCCCCACGGUGA